Molecule: messenger RNA, 2721 nt
Organism: Branchiostoma floridae (Florida lancelet)
Lineage: Eukaryota; Metazoa; Chordata; Leptocardii; Amphioxiformes; Branchiostomatidae
Product: putative DUF21 domain-containing protein At1g03270
Exons: 11
Coding region: 154-1431 (425 amino acids)
Biological process (GO): magnesium ion homeostasis
Cellular component (GO): intracellular membrane-bounded organelle
Source: RefSeq, a predicted model, not a curated record
GUGAAGCAUGCUGGGAACAGCUGAUCACUUCCUGUAAAAUGGCGGCCAAGAAGUAGUUUUUCAAGUCUUCUCAACACUAAAACAGCACAACUUAGCGCCAAACUACAAUCUUUCCUCGCCAUAAACACACAACAAGAGCAGGAGACUCUCAAGAUGACUUCCGACAUCAAUAUAACGUGCACACCUAAAGACUGGCCUCUGACGAUCAUCUGUAACGGCGAGGUGUAUGACGAGGAAGAACCGCCACUGACGAUCUACGAUGCACACUUCUGGAUCUACCUGGGCGUGUACGUGGCUUUGGUCAUGGUGGCAGGUUUGAUGGCAGGGUUGACCAUGGGUCUGUUGUCUCUGGACAAGAACAGCCUGAAAGUUCUGAAAGAGGGAGGGAAGCCGAGCGAGCGGAGACAUGCGGCCAAGAUCAUCCCUAUCGUGGAGAACCACCAUCUGCUCCUGGUCACCCUGCUACUGUGCAAUGCAGGGGCAGUGGAAGCCAUGCCCAUCUUCUUAGACAAGAUCUCCAACCCCGUCAUAGCCAUUGUUGUGUCAGUUACGGCAGUGCUCGUUUUCGGAGAGGUGAUACCACAAGCAAUUUGCUCGCGGUAUGGUCUUGCUAUAGGAGCAUUCUUUGCACCUAUGGUGCGUCUGCUGAUCUUCCUGACAUUCAUCAUCUCGUGGCCACUCUCCAAGUUGUUGGACUGUUUACUGGGAGAAGACCAUGGUACUUUCUUCAGGAGAGCAGAGUUGAGGGCUCUGGUGGACAUCCAUGCUGAAGAAGCCAGGGAAAACGAGGAACCUCUGAAUGUGGAUGAGGUUCUCAUUAUACAGGGAGCACUCCAGAUGAGAGACAAGACUGCAGGUUCAGCCCUCACACCUUUUGACAAGGUGUUCAUGCUCAGUAUUGAUGGGAACAUGGACAAGGAGACAAUGGACAUGGUCAUUGAUGCAGGUCAUUCCAGAGUCCCUGUGUAUGAAGGGGAGAAAACCAACAUUGUUGGGCUCUUAUUGGUCAAGAAUCUGAUCAAGUUAGACCCAGUAGCAGCCACGCCCAUCCGGAGCAUCCUGCAAGAAAACCCACGGUACUUACCAGACGUCAGGGAGGACACGCCUCUGUUCGACCUACUGAACGAAUUCCAGCAAGGGAAAUGUCACAUGUGUGCUGUUAAAAUGGUGGAUUCAGCUGGUGAAGCUGGGGAUCUUCUUGGUGUGAUCACACUGGAGGAUGUGAUUGAGGAGCUGAUCCAGGAAGAGAUCAUGGACGAGUCUGACAUCAGCGCUGACGUGAACCGCAGAGUUAACCUGGCUCGGGCCAGGGCAUCGCGACAGCUGUCCAGAGCCUCCCCAAGAGGGACAAGUGAAGCAGGUGGACGUGACUCCCCAGAAGUGGAAUGCUGCUACCCCUAUGGCUUUGACGAGACCACCCCCCUACUCUAGUACGAAUGGCACAUCCCAGGAGAAGUUUGUCAGGAGGGAGUGACUAUGGAGCGACACUGACCGUAAACACAGAACCAGACGACAGCGAGUCAGCAGGUCUCAUCGGGAACGAGUCUCCUAUAGCUGGCUACUAAUGUCAUAUCAAGGAAACUAAGACUUGGGAAAAUUAAUGCUGUGUUCCCAGUUAUGUUCCUAAAAAAAUUGGUCGGGUAUAGGUUUUCUCUCUUUGUUUUCAGGCGAAGGGACCCAAAAAUAUACCCUUUGACAAUGUAGAACUGAAAUGCUAGUUAACCAGGAACACAAUGUUUAAUUUCUUAGCCCUAAUCUACAAGAAGGGAACAGCAAUAGCGACAUUUUAUUUUGCACAAAGUAUUUUGUACCUGUCUGUCAUCUAACUACUAGACGUAAAAGAUGUCAUGGCAGUUUUCUUAAGAUAGGACUGUUUAAAGCUACUGGUAUGCCUUUAUAUUUACAUGACAUAUUCAUGAAAUAGAACUGUCAAAAGAAUUCAUAUUUGAAAAAUGUUGCACUAGUAUUUAAGUUUAAUAACACACAUGCAUAAUGUAAGUCGAUAUGAACGAUUCCUGUGGUGAUAAACCCUGUUAGUGCCAUUCACAGCACAAGAUGUAUUCUUUAUAUGUCUUACUUAACAUCAUGUAUGUGAAGAAUGAUAAGAUUUGGCUUAAUAUUUCUAAAAAAAAAGAUUGGUGACAAGCAAUAACUUCACAUGUAAUCAUUGCUAUGUUUUCCAGAGGGAACUGCAUACAUAUAAUCUGUAAUUCAUAUUGAUGAAAUCCUAAUCAAAACUGAAGCUGCAAUGAUAGAUUUAGUAGAGAGUUUUUUGUAGUCAUGUCAAUGGGGCAGUGCAAAUGGUGAUUGUUAUUCUUACUUAGCAGGGGAGUUUUGAGGGAACAGUUGGUAGAAUAUUAUUGUAAAUAGGUGGAAGUUAUAGGGUAUCUGUGCAAAUGCAGAACUUGAAGAAUUUGUAACUGGAAAUUAUUAAAGGGCUCAUUGCUGUGAAAUUAUAUUCAUGCAUAAAUAAAAUAAAAUCAAAUGGUACAUGACAGUAUUUUGGUGACUUAUCAAUAUGUAUGUAUAAGUACAUUUUUAUACUAAUUGUAAGAUGUUGUGUCUAGUGACCAAAAAUUCAAAUCAUAGCAAGGCUACUCUAGUUAAAGAAUGAUUUGGAAAUAUGUCAAGAUUGGAUCCUAAUCUACUUAAGUUUUGCUGCUAAUGUAGCAAGCACUGCAAAAUUUAACAGAGAGCAAUAAAACUUUUUGUACUAGAUAA